CUGCAUCAAUCGUCGCCCAUGCAACAUCCGAAGCUCUGUAUUGGCUAGGAAUUUGCCAAAGAAUACAGUAUCACUACUCCAAGUUUUGAACCCCUUCAAUAGCACUCCCUCACUCACUCACAUCCUCACAACAAACGCACCGGGCCAUCUACCACUACCCCGCUGGUGCCCAGGAGUCAUCUCAACUUCAAAGCAUCCACACACGCAGCGCUUGCACAGUAUGACAGAGGAGCUGGAACAAACGACUCUCAUACCUCAGGGUCCUUCAGACAAGGAAAAGAAGUAUGAUCGCCAGCUCAGGCUGUGGGCUGCUUCAGGCCAGGCCGCACUGGAAUCGGCCAAUCUUUUGCUUAUUAACUCGGGAGCCGGCACAGUUGGUAUUGAAACGCUGAAGAACCUUGUCUUACCCGGCAUUGGCAAAUUCACUAUUGCCGAUGGUGCCGUUGUCCAGGAUGUGGACUUGGGCGUCAACUUCUUCCUAGACGAAUCAUGUCUCGGUAAAUCAAGAGCUCAGUGUUGUACGGAGCUGCUCCUUGAGCUUAAUCCAGAGGUGGAUGGAGUUUGGAAUUCUGCCGUGACGGAUGCCACCAGUCUUCAAGAGCUGCUUAAUGCACCAGAGACUUUCACCAUGAUCAUGUAUAGCCAUCCUUUACAACCUGGAAUGCUUGAAGCCAUUGAGGCAUACGGCCGUCAGCAUCGGACGCCACUUAUAGCCAUCCACUCAGUAGGCUUCUACUCCUACUUCCGGAUCACAUUACCAGGAACAUUUCCCACUGUGGAUACUCACCCCGACCAGACUGCAACGACAGACCUGAGACUGUUAUCCCCUUGGCCAGAACUAUCCGAGUUUGCCAACGAAAUGACCAAAGACAUCGACAAUCUUGACCACCACGACCAUGGUCAUAUUCCCAUGGUUGUAAUUUUGCUUUACUAUCUUGACAUCUGGAAGAAGGAACACGGCGGCGCUUACCCAACAUCUUACGGCGAAAAGACAGAAUUUCGCCAACUCAUAUCCAAGGCCACAAGGCGAGACAAUCCUGAGGGAGGUGAAGAGAACUUUGACGAAGCUUUCGCAGCUGUAAUGCAGCAUGUGACUCUGCAACCAGUCCCUUCAUCGCUUAAACAGGUCUUUGAUUAUGAGCAUACGGAUGAACAAGACUCCAAGUCCAGCUUUUGGAUCAUUGCCGAAGCUUUAAAACAAUUUUAUGCUGAGAACGAACGCCUACCCGUGGCUGGUGGCUUGCCUGAUAUGAAGGCGCAGUCCAGCGUCUACAUCCAGUUGCAGAACAUCUACAAGGACAAAGCUAGGCAAGAUGUAAACGACGUCUUGUCCAGAGUCCGCAAAAUAUCGGGAGGUGAAAACAUCGGCUUGGAGGAAGUAGAGCUGUUUUGCAAAAAUGCUCGCUUCGUUAAACUCAUCAACAACACAGGGGAAGCGCCGCCAAGCAUGGAGCAAAUCAUAGAACGAGAGCUAAGCAAUGACGAAAUCGCUGCCAUUGCCGGACCGGAAAUGCCGACAUCGCUGAUCCCCAUCUACCUUGCCUUGAGCGUGCCAUCGCAUGCUUCGGCGGCAUCCGCUGAUGAGAUUGUAACUGCAGUCUGUCAAAAGGCACCGGCUCUUGAGGGCAAUGAGCGCUUGACUCAGGUGGCUCAAGAAUUAGCACGAGCAGCUGGCGGGGAGCUGCACAACAUCUCUGCCGUAACUGGAGGGAUGGUGGCGCAAGAGGUGAUCAAAAUCAUUACAAACCAAUAUGUUCCCAUUGACAAUACUUGUGUGUUUGAUGGGAUUGAGAGCCGAUGCCAAGUCUUGCGAUUAUGAGACUUUCACUCACGCAAAUUUGAUGACACGGGGUCGAUGUAGGCAAGACGAGAUCAAUUGCAUUUAAGGGCCAGGGAAUCAUACAUGGGCAUAGCAGCUGCUAUUUUUGAAUUAAACCCACAGGAACAUCCAUAGAAUGGCGGUAGUCAUAUUAUACCAGAAGAUUCUGCAAUGAAGAUAUAAAGCCGGACAGGCUUGAAAAGGCAGGUUGACUGUAUGUUACAGGGCCAUACUAAGAUAUGGCAACAGUUGUACUUCAUUGCCCAACCCAUCGUUAGAUAUUUAGGCCAUUUCCUUGCAUAUAAUGCAAUCCAUAGUUCUAACAUUAAGGUGGAAGGCUCAGACAGAAAGAAAUCCUCAGACUGUACCUCCC
Molecule: messenger RNA, 2192 nt
Organism: Trichoderma harzianum CBS 226.95
Lineage: Eukaryota; Fungi; Ascomycota; Sordariomycetes; Hypocreales; Hypocreaceae
Exons: 4
Coding region: 221-1819 (532 amino acids)
Biological process (GO): protein neddylation
Cellular component (GO): cytoplasm
Molecular function (GO): NEDD8 activating enzyme activity
Source: RefSeq, a predicted model, not a curated record